UCAGGGAAGUAGCUGUUGACAGUCGGCAGCUGAUUGGCUGAUGCGAGUCACGUGACUCCGGCACCAUCAUGGCUGCCAUAACAAAGUUUCGUCUGCUGCACAUUUUGCGAAAUGACCCUCGUAGACUUCUCAACGAGCCUCUUCGGGGUCUUUCCGAGUCUGCAAGAUGCGCUUCAUCUGUUAUGUCUGCUGACACCGAAGGUGACUCCCUAGCAAGAGAUCGUAGACUGGAUUUUGAUGCUGAAUCAUUGGCUGCCAGAGGGUAUCUCAGAAACCAGAAGCCUUACAGUCCCCCACAUGAUGUAAGAAUUAGAGUCCUUCAGUACUGUGAAAAGUAUAUGGGAAAGUCAACAACGUUUCCCGACAUUGAAACAAAGUUUAAAAUUCUUAGGCAAUGUUCUCAGAGUCUUAAGCAUACAGUACCAAAUUCUCUUAUUCACAAGAUAACAAAUAUUGAUGAGCUUUUGACUUUUUACAAAACACCAGUCAACACCACAGUUCCCUUAGAUAUGAUGAAGGAUAUGGACUUGCCCAAAAAUUUACACGUAAUUUAUAAGUAUCAACGGUUCCACCCAGAAACUGACACUUUCUUUGGGGGAAAGACAGCAUUUGCCAAAGACUCAACUAUUGUUUCAAGCAUCAAGUACAAGAAAAAAUACCCCGGUUUUCUUACCGAUUCUUCUGUGUGGCCAGAAAAGUAAUGUUAUAUUUAAUUAAACAAAAGUUCAGUCUUUGCUUGUAAGUUGUAUGUUAUUCAAAUUCAUCUUAUUUGAUACAGAGGUAAAAGUCAGUACUACAACUCAUUAUUGCUCUGAACUUAGUGAAUUUGAUGGUUGAGCAAGGGAUUUACAUUUUUUUCUGGGAUCUGAAAUUUACUUGCCUUGAGAUUUUGUUCAAUUUUGAGCUUAGUUAACCAACUGUAAAAUCUUGGAUUAACACAAACAAAACUUGUGUACAGCAACAUUGUAUAUAAUUUGAAUUCAACCAGUAUAUACAUCAUAGACUGUAAUGACAUUUUGUAAAGUUAUUUGUACAAAAAUAUAAUAAAAUGUUCUCUUAU
Messenger RNA from Macrobrachium nipponense, 1060 nucleotides. RefSeq lists its product as uncharacterized. The transcript has 5 exons. The coding region runs from base 69 to 701 and encodes 210 amino acids. Gene Ontology annotation, cellular component: mitochondrial large ribosomal subunit; mitochondrion. Lineage: Eukaryota; Metazoa; Arthropoda; Malacostraca; Decapoda; Palaemonidae. The record is from RefSeq and is a predicted model, not a curated record.